AGUCGCUCUCAGACCAUGGGAACAAAACACACUCACAACCAUGCAGUCCAGCAGGCCAGCUUCCUGCUCAGAGCAGCUCUGCUCUCUGUCCUGCUGUGCUGCCCGAUGGCACGUAGCAUCAGAUUCAGAUGAGGUGGUCUUGACUGAGUGGGACAUCUGGAAGAGCAGCCAUGGCAUAAGCUACGAUGAAAUGGAUGAUAUGCAAAGGAGGGCCAUCUGGGAGGAGAACAAGCGGAUGAUUGAAGACAAUAAUCAAGGGUUUUUUAUGGGGAUGAGGCCCUUCACUAUGGCUAUGAAUAAAUAUGGAGACCUGACAAGACAAGAAUACCAGUUUUUGCAAGGUGCCAUGAUAGACGCCCAGUUUGUAAAGAGAGGGAAGACUGUCUCUGCUCGAAGGCUGCAUAACAACGCCAAGAAGUUAGAUGCUUGGUUUGUUGACUACAGGAACCUGGGUUAUGUCACUGAGGUGAAAGAUCAGGGUUACUGUGGCUCAUGCUGGGCCUUCAGCACUACAGGGGCUAUUGAGGGACAGAUAUAUAAGAGGACAGGUCAGCUUGUAUCCUUGAGUGAGCAAAACUUGGUGGACUGCUCCAGAUCAUAUGGUACCUAUGGCUGCAAUGGUGCCUGGAUGGCCAAUGCCUACGAUUAUGUGGUGAACAACGGGCUGCAGUCGACAAGCACCUAUCCAUACACCUCAGUGGAUACCCAGCCCUGUUAUUACGACAGCAGGCUCGCAGUUGCUCACAUUAAGGACUACAGGUUCAUACCCAAAGGAGAUGAACAGGCUCUGGCUGAUGCUGUGGCAACUAUUGGUCCAAUCACGGUGGCCAUUGAUGCAGAUCAUUCAAGCUUCCUGUUCUACAGCUCAGGAAUCUAUGAUGAGCCCAGCUGUAACCCCAACAAUCUGAGUCAUGCGGUGCUGCUGGUUGGCUAUGGCUCUGAAGGUGGCCAAGACUACUGGAUCAUCAAAAACAGCUGGGGUACCAGUUGGGGUGAAGGCGGCUACAUGCGAAUGAUCCGGGAUGGCAGAAACACUUGUGGCAUUGCGAGCUAUGCCCUGUACCCUAUUCUAUGAUUCUGAUAAGAUGCUUCAGAGUCAGAUGUUAAUGCUAAACUCUUCCACUGGCCUGUCAGUGGAACAACAUAGGUCACUGCUCAUACAGCUAAUACCUUCUCUUAACUACUCCUGUCAUCCAUAUUUUCUAAAAUUCCUGCUGAACCUUUCUGACACUGAAGAUGUUUUGUGGGAAGACCCACAUCAGCCUGUUAUAGUUAACACAUUGCUUCUCUCAGGGACUUUUUUCAAUUCAAUUCAAUUCAUUUUUUAAAAUUCAAUUUCCUUUGAAAUGUUUUUUGACAUGUCAAACUCACCAAAUAUAGAACAUUUAGAUAUUAAAGCAAAACUAUGGGCAACUUUGGAUGGAAUAAACUUUGGACAGAGGUAAUAACAAAUUCUUCCAUGUACAAAUAUUAAAUUCAAUUUAUGCAUAAUAAUAUACAAAUUUAAAUUAGCUACUUUUGCUACAUUUUAUAUAUAACCAAUGAAAUAGCCAAUUUUGUUUAUGGUUGGCAAACUUCUUGUAGUGUAGAACAGACAUUACUGAGUGAGCUCACUGAUUUUAUGACUUUACAGUUGUGCUACUGUUACAGUAGCUUAGCAUUUUAGUUAAAUGCUUAACUGUUCAGUAUUUAGCAUUAUCCCAUAAAGGUCUGCUUAUUUCAGCAUUAGAAACAGCAGAAUUUUUACAACAGAAAUCAAUUAAUUUCAGGUGAACUGGUGCGAUCAGUGAAUUUUCUUGCAGGAAUAAGAGCAAAUCAGGUAUUUAACCUCCUCUGUCAUAAAAAAGUCUCCACAAAAGAGCCAUGGUUUGCUUACAGUUAUGAGAGAGGAGUCAAUGGUACAAGCUGAAUAAACUCUGUAGACGUUAGCAACCAAGCUCUUCAAUAAAACACUUAACUGAAUGAAAUGAUGAACAAUCCUGAAGACAAAAUGCAACUGGGGAGUAAAUGGCUCAGUACACUGAAAAUAGAAAGAAGCUAACUGUUGUCACAGACUGGUGCUAGCAUAUUUCAGACUGGAUAGUGUGUUAGCACUUAACUCACCAAGCUUCCAGUACCAAAUAGUUAAACGUCUGGAUACAUUUUGUUGUGCCACUCUCUAGUGUGACCAGUCUUGCUUUAACAAAGGAGUAAUAAUUAUUCAUUACCAUUAUACAAACCAAUUGAUUGAAGAGACUGAGUGACUGUAAAUAAAGUAAAUCAAAUCUCUCACUGUUAGUAAGCAAUGUUAACCACUGGUUGGUUUUCAUGAUAUAUCUUCAGACUGCAAUUUAUUUUUUAUGGGGGUUAAAAUAACCAGAUAAUAAGUGAUUACAUAAUAUGAAAUGAGGGGGAGGGAUGGAGAGAAUGUAGUGUUGGGGACAAACAUUAAAGAUUUAAAUCUGGGCCUGGCAGCCUAACUCUGUGUCAGGCUUAAAAAUGUGGGGACAGAGUAAAAUGGUCUGUAUUUUCAAUGCAAGUAAAUGUGUCAGUUUUUUACAACAUGAACAAUAUUUUUAUCAGUUACUUGAUAAUGGAUCAACUGAAAUGCUUCAGCUUAUGAACUGACUGAUAAUAAAGUG
Molecule: messenger RNA, 2621 nt
Organism: Lates calcarifer (barramundi perch)
Lineage: Eukaryota; Metazoa; Chordata; Actinopteri; Centropomidae
Gene: cts12
Product: cathepsin 12
Biological process (GO): immune response
Cellular component (GO): lysosome
Molecular function (GO): cysteine-type endopeptidase activity
Source: RefSeq, a predicted model, not a curated record